Symbiodinium pilosum is the source of this 232-nucleotide messenger RNA. The record is from the annotation of a GenBank genome assembly. Lineage: Eukaryota; Dinophyceae; Suessiales; Symbiodiniaceae.
AUGGAAUGCGAAGUCUGCGUCAUCGGCUUAGGCGUGUCGUCACUGCCUCUGCUGAAGCUCUUGCAGCAGUCAUGCACCGACUACCGCGUCGUCAGUGGCACGGCCUUUGGCAUAUGGGACAAGAUGAUCAAUGCGGGUGAGAAUUUCGACAUGGUGACGACGAUCGAGUCCACGAACUACAGCUGGUGGGACUACGACUAUGACUUUCCUUUCUACACGGCAAAGAAACUCG